Phodopus roborovskii (desert hamster) is the source of this 2023-nucleotide messenger RNA. RefSeq names its product leucine rich repeat containing 71 (gene Lrrc71). Gene Ontology annotation, molecular function: protein binding. Bases 198 to 1874 code for a protein of 558 amino acids. The transcript is spliced from 15 exons. NCBI's taxonomy places the organism in Eukaryota, Metazoa, Chordata, Mammalia, Rodentia, Cricetidae. The record is from RefSeq and is a predicted model, not a curated record.
UGCGCUCUGUGCCUCUUCACCGUUGCUCUGGCCACAGCCCCACCCAACCAGGCUCAGUUGUCCUGGAGAGGGACUCCUAGAUCCUGCAGUUGUACAGUUGCUGGCCAAUUGGAUCUGGUGAGUGGAUAAUCUCAGUGUGAGGUCCACAGAGCCCUGUCUCAUCUUGCCUGUUACGUGAGGGGCUCAGAACCACCAGUAUGUCAAGUGAGGCGAGCGCUACAGGGACCUCACCUAGGACUCCACGUCCUGGGGCCCAGAAGUCAUCAGGUGCAGUAACCAAGAAGGGGGACCGGGCUGCUAAGGAGAAGCCAGUAACUGCCCUGCCUCCAGUGGGUGAGGAAGAGCCAAAAAAUCCCGAGGAGUACCAGUGCUCAGGGGUCCUGGAGACAGACUUCGCCGAGCUCUGCACACGGUCAGGCUACACGGACUUUCCCAAAGUUGUCAUCCGGCCACGGCCCCACCAAAACUUUCUCCCUUCUACCUCCAUAUCAGAAAAACCCACCCAAGAUGACCAGCGGCUGUCAGCAUCCUGCAGCCAGAACAGCUUGGAGAGCAAAUACGUGUUCUUUCGACCUACCAUUCAGGUGGAGCUGGAGCAGGAAGACAACAAGGCAGUGAAAGAGAUCUACAUCCGGGGUUGGAAAGUUGAGGAUCGGAUUCUGGGAAUCUUCUCCAAAUGUCUGCCCUCCCUCAGCCAGCUGCAAGCCAUCAACUUGUGGAAGGUGGGGCUGACGGAUAAGACCCUGACCACUUUUAUCGCCCUUUUGCCUCUCUGCUCCUCCACACUCAGGAAGGUAUCCCUGGAGGGGAACCCACUACCGGAGCAGUCCUAUUACAAGCUCAUGGGACUGGACAGCACGAUUGCUCACUUGUCUCUGAGAAACAACAACAUCAAUGACCACGGGGCGCAGCUCCUAGGCCAGGCACUGUCCACACUGCACAACAGCAACCGGACCCUUGUUUCACUGAACCUAGGAUUCAACCACAUCGGGGAUGAGGGUGCCGGCUACAUUGCAGAUGGCCUGAGGCUGAACCGCUCUCUCCUGUGGUUGUCCUUGGCACACAACCGCAUUCAAGACAAGGGUGCACUGAAGCUGGCCGAGGUCCUGCGCCCCUUUGAGCUGACUCACAGGGAGGUGGUGGAGCGGAGGCGCCUGCUGCUGGAGAAAGGAACGCAGGAGCGGUCACGAUCGCCUUCCUCCUCUCGACACGGGGACUCCAAAACAGAACGUGAGAAGACACAGACCAUGGGGAUCAGCACUGUUGCCUUGGUGGACAAGCCAGAAAAGAUUCAGACAAUAAAAACGACCAAGGGCCUGGGCAAGAAAAAGGAGAAGUCCGGGGAAGUCGUAAAGAAGGAAGAGAAGACAGGCUCGGGGCAGUCACCCACACAAGGAACCCCUAAGAAAGAAGAUGCCUCAAAGGCAGGCAAGGGGAAGGUAACCAUCCCUGAGCAGAAGAUGAGCAAGGGAAAAGGGACGAAGACGGGGAGCAAAGAGAAACGCAGCAUCCUCCUGGAGUCUGAGCAGCUGGUUGUUGAAGCUACAGAGAUGGUUAACCCUCUCCUGGAACCUGUGGAGCACCGAGAUGGGAAGGUUUUCAUGCCUGGGAACAAGGUCCUUUUGCACCUCAACCUCCUCCGAAAUCGGAUCACAGAGGUGGGGCUGGAAGGUUUCCUCACUGCUGUGCAAUACCAGGUUCAGGUAUCUAAGCCCAGGACUUCGUCCAAGGGCCCCUUGGGGCUGCUGUGGCUGUCCCUGGCGAAAAACUGCUUUGACCCGCAGUGUCCAACAUACACCAUGAUUCAGGAACUGAUGCUGCCAAGGGACCCUGUGAAGGCCAAGGUCAGGGAGGAGGACGCCACAGUUACCUAGGCCUCCCACGGGUGGCCCUAUCUUCUUGGGAGAUAUCUUGGACCAGUAACAGUCUGUUGCUGCACUAUUCUUUGAAAAAUCACUCCAGAACUGUUUGGAACAUCUGGGCUCUUGAGUCUGUUCAUACUGCCUGGCUAGAUGUGGCAGAA